UAGGGCAAGACAUCCCACUGAGCCGUGGGGAUGCUGCUGAAAGAACAGACAUCCCACUCCGCCGUGGGAGUGGUGCCCUGAAAAGGAUCGUGAAGGUUUUCUACAACCACAGAGUCCGUUAAGGAGGAAGUUAAAAACCUAGUAGAUGUUUAAUAAGACGAGAGCCAGUCUGUCUCCAAGGGAACCAACUCUCCAAUCGUGAUGAAGAAACAGAACGUACGUACCCUCGUUCUCAUCAUGAGCAUCUUUACCUACCUGCUGGUCGGGGCAGCCGUCUUCGACACUCUGGAGUCGAAACAAGAGAGAAGCCAAAAGAGAAAGCUGGACGAGAGGAAGUGGGAGUUAAUACAAAAAUACAACUUGACCAAAGUGAACUUUGACGAGCUCGAAGUCGUGAUGCUGCAACUGAAACCGCACAAAGCCGGGGUGCAGUGGAAGUUCGCCGGAUCUUUUUACUUCGCUAUCACUGUGAUAACUACAAUAGGGUACGGCCAUGCUGCACCCAGCACGGACUCAGGGAAGGUGUUCUGCAUGUUCUACGCCCUCCUGGGGAUCCCCCUGACCCUUGUCAUGUUCCAGAGCAUGGGAGAACGCAUCAACACACUGGUCCGCUUCCUUUUCCAUCGGGUCAAGCAGUGUCUGGGCCUGCACCACACCGAGGUGUCCAUGGCCAACAUGGUGACCGUCGGCUUCUUCUCCUGCAUGUCAACGCUGUGUGUCGGGGCGGCAGCCUUCUCCCACUACGAGGGCUGGAGCUUCUUCCACGCCUACUACUACUGCUUCAUCACCCUGACCACCAUCGGCUUCGGAGACUACGUAGCGCUGCAGAAGGACCACGCCUUGCAGAACGACCCGCGCUACGUGGCCUUCUGCUUCGUAUACAUCUUGACGGGUCUCACCGUGAUCGGCGCCUUCCUCAACCUGGUUGUGUUGAGGUUCCUGAUGAUGAACACAGAGGACGAGCGACGCGACGCCGAGCAGAAAGCCCUCCUCUCCACGAGGGGUGAGAAGAACGCAGACGGCGGUCUGUCUGCUGUUUCUGUCUCGGCCUCCACUUCCUCCUCCACUCCCCUAGCCACUACUACCGGCGGCACCAAGCGAGGCCCGAAGGAUAUGUACAACGAGGUGCUGGGCUUCCAGACAGUGUGUUCGUGUCUGUGGUACCGCAGCAGGGAGAAUCUGCAGGGCCAGGGAUCCAUCCCAAUGAUUAUAAACCGGGAGCUGGGCUUCUCUGACCAAUACGUAGAGAACUGCACCAUGCUCUCCCCUCACUGGGACAUGAUGUCCUCUCACUACUGUGAGCCAGGUGAUACAGGGUGUGUCUGCAGCCCUAACCAGUGCAUCAGUUCCAUAGCCUCUGGCUUAAACUUCCUCACCCCAUUCAGGGCCUUCGCCAAGAGACGCAGCUCGGUCUAGAUCAGACCAAUUUCAAAUCUGGGACAUCAAAACCAGUUCCACUGCUGAUUUGAAUUCUUCCCCUCUAAUCAGGGAAUCAUUUUAAGACCUUGGACACCAGGUGGGUGAUUCCCCUCUAAUCAGGGAAUCAUUUAGACCUGGGACACCAGGUGUGUGAUUCGCCUCUAAUCAGGGAAUCAUUUAGACCUGGGACACCAGGUGGGUGAUUCCCCUCUAAUCAGGGAAUCAUUUAGACCUUGGACACCAGGUGGGUGAUUCCCCUCUAAUCAGGGAGUCAUUUAGACCUGGGACACCAGGUGGGUGAUUCUCCUCUAAUCAGGGAGUCAUUUAGACCUGGGACACCAGGUGGGUGAUUCCCCUCUAAUCAGGGAAUCAUUUAGACCUGGGACACCAGGUGGGUGAUUCCCCUCUAAUCAGGGAAUCAUUUAGACCUGGGACACCAGGUGGGUGAUUCCCCUCUAAUCAGGGAAUCAUUUAGACCUGGGACACCAGGUGGGUGAUUCCCCUCUAAUCAGGGAAUCAUUUAGACCUGGGACACCAGGUGGGUGAUUCCCCUCUAAUCAGGGAAUCAUCAGGGGACCACCAGGCUGGGAUUUGAAGAUCCCUGGUCGAGACUCAGUGAUCAGGCGGUACUCUGGACCACCAGGCUGGGAUUUGAAGAUCCCUGGUCGAGACUCAGUGAUCAGGCGGUACUCUGGACCACCAGGCUGGGAUUUGAAGAUCCCUGGUCGAGACUCAGUGAUCAGGCGGUACUCUGGACCACCAGGCUGGGAUUUGAAGAUCCCUGGUCGAGACUCAGUGAUCAGGUCAGAUUCCUUUACGCACCAAACAGAGGAAAUCAGCCUGAAACUGGGAUAGACUACCUGAACUGGGAUAGACUACCUGAAACUGGGAUAGACCACCUGAAACUGGGAUAGACUACCUGAACUGGGAUAGACUACCUGAAACUGGGAUAGACUACCUGAACUGGGAUAGACCACCUGAAACUGGGAUAGACUACCUGAAAUUGGGAUAGACUACCUGAAACUGGGAUAGACCACUUGAAACUGGGAUAGACCACUUGAAACUGGGAUAGACCACUUGAAACUGGGAUAGACUACCUGAACUGGGAUAGACUACCUGAAACUGGGACAGACCACCUGAAACUGGGAUAGACUACCUGAAACUGGGAUAGACUACCUGAAACUGGGAUAGACUACCUGAAACUGGGAUAGACUACCUGAACUGGGAUAGACUACCUGAACUGGGAUAGACCACCUGAAACUGGGAUAGACUACCUGAACUGGGAUAGACUACCUGAACUGGGAUAGACUACCUGAACUGGGAUAGACUACCUGAACUGGGAUAGACUACCUGAAACUGGGAUAGACUACCUGAAACUGGGAUAGACUACCUGAAACUGGGAUAGACUACCUGAACUGGGAUAGACUACCUGAACUGGGAUAGACCACCUGAAACUGGGAUAGACUACCUGAACUGGGAUAGACUACCUGAACUGGGAUAGACUACCUGAAACUGGGAUAGACUACCUGAACUGGGAUAGACCACCUGAACUGGGAUAGACUACCUGAAACUGGGAUAGACUACCUGAAACUGGGAUAGACUACCUGAAACUGGGAUAGACUACCUGAACUGGGAUAGACUACCUGAACUGGGAUAGACUACCUGAACUGGGAUAGACCACCUGAACUGGGACAAUAAGAAAUGCUUGUUUUCCCAUGCAAAACGUAUUGCUACAGUGUGCCCUAAUGAAUGUCCCAGUAGUAUGCUACUGUAGUACAUCUCCAUAGACACUGUGAUCAAUAGCCUAGUCCUGCACUUAUGUUCAGCUUGGCAUAAACUGACACUGGCUUUUAAUGCUGGACUCAUUCUGUUAUAUUUUACAAGAUCAUGGUCCUUGUGUGGCUCUGUUGGUAGUAGACACACUGAAGUUGUCGGUUCAGUUCCUGCAGAGAUCAUAUACACAUGGUAAAAAAUGUCUGCUCUCACUGUAAAGACUGGAGAAGAAGUGUCUGCUCUCACUUUAAAGACUGGAGAAGAAGUGUCUGCUCUCACUUUAAAGACUGGAGAAGAAGUGUCUGCUCUCACUUUAAAGACUGGAGAAGAAGUGUCUGCUCUCACUUUAAAGACUGGAGAAGAAGUGUCUGCUCUCACUUUAAAGACUGGAGAAGAAGUGUCUGCUCUCACUUUAAAGACUGGAGAAGAAGUGUCUGCUCUCACUUUAAAGACUGGAGAAGAAGUGUCUGCUCUCACUUUAAAGACUGGAGAAAAAGUGUCUGCUCUCACUAUAAAGACUGGAGAAGAGGUGCUAUGUUAUGAUUAAAGACCAGCCAUCUUGUAAUCUCAGGCUGUUUAGGUAAAAUCACUGCAGUCCUCUUCAGUGGUGGAAAAAGUACUACAUUGUUUUACUCGAGGAAAAGUAAAGAUACCUUAAUAGAAAAUGACUCAAGUAAAAGUCACCCGGUAAAAUACUACUUUAGACUAAAGUCUAAAAGUAUUUGGUUUAAAAUAUACUUAAGUAUCAAAAGUAAAUGGAAAAGUGUUAACCAUUUCAAAUUCCUUAUAUUAAGCAAACCAGACAACACAAAACAUUUUGGGGGGGAUGGAUAGCCAGGGGCCCACUCCGACACUCAGACAUCAUUUACAGAUAGCCAGGGGAACACUCCAACUCUCAGACAUCAUUUACAGAUAGCCAGGGGAACACUCCAACUCUCAGACAUCAUUUACAGAUAGCCAGGGGAACACUCCAACUCUCAGACAUCAUUUACAGAUAGCCAGGGGAACACUCCAACACUCAGACAUCAUUUACAAACGAAGCAUUUGUGUUUAGUGAGUCCGCCAGAUCAGAGGCAGUAAAGAGCACCAGGGAUGUUCUCUUGAUAAGUGUGAAUUGGACCAUUUUCCUGUCCUGCUAGUACUUUUGAGUGUCAGGGGAAAAUGUACAUUAUUUUCAUUAGCAAUGUUGUGAAGUAAAAAUCGGCAGAAAUAUAAAUGGUAAAGUCAAAAAUACAGAUACUACCAAAAAACGACUUAAGUACUUUAAAUAUUAAAGUAUUUUUUCCUACUGAAGUACUUUCCACCACUGGUCCUCUUGCACAGACAGAAACAGACCGUCGGCUGUUGUAACGGAGACAAGAACGUGCCGUAAGCGAAGCUCACUCCACAGCUAGCUUAAAAACGCCACCAACGCUGCUAUCGAAUCGAAUCCUUGGCUAUAGGACUACCGGUUGGUACGUUGACAAGCACCUCUGGUCCGAGAAAAGAGACGGUGGACAGUGGAAGAAGCGAAGCGACUGGUGUCAGUUUCACUGUGGAACAAUAAACACUUCUACGUACUGUAUGUUUACUCUGUUGUAGCGCAGACAUUUUAAUGAAUUGAAUCUAUUGUUAAUGACAUUGCACUCGUGUAGUGUACAUUUUCUGUAUAAUUCUGCUCCGUCACUAUGAAUGGUUAUCACUGUGGCUAGGCAAUCAUUGAUUUCUGAUCGUCUAAUCAAUUUAAAUUUAAAAUAAAAUAAAAAAUGUUUAUUUUAAACUC
Molecule: messenger RNA, 4954 nt
Organism: Oncorhynchus kisutch (coho salmon)
Lineage: Eukaryota; Metazoa; Chordata; Actinopteri; Salmoniformes; Salmonidae
Gene: kcnk3b
Product: potassium channel, subfamily K, member 3b
Exons: 2
Coding region: 202-1416 (404 amino acids)
Biological process (GO): potassium ion transmembrane transport; stabilization of membrane potential
Cellular component (GO): plasma membrane
Molecular function (GO): potassium ion leak channel activity; open rectifier potassium channel activity; outward rectifier potassium channel activity
Source: RefSeq, a predicted model, not a curated record